Messenger RNA from Onychostoma macrolepis, 3760 nucleotides. RefSeq names its product DNA topoisomerase Ia (gene top1a). Bases 136 to 2406 code for a protein of 756 amino acids. Gene Ontology annotation, biological process: DNA replication; DNA topological change; chromosome segregation. The transcript is spliced from 21 exons. Lineage: Eukaryota; Metazoa; Chordata; Actinopteri; Cypriniformes; Cyprinidae. Gene Ontology annotation, molecular function: DNA topoisomerase type I (single strand cut, ATP-independent) activity; DNA binding. Gene Ontology annotation, cellular component: chromosome; nucleolus. The record is from RefSeq and is a predicted model, not a curated record.
CAUGCGCAGUGCUUUGAAUUUCGGGCUUGGUCUGUUACACAACUGUGUCUUUCUUCAUUCUGCCUACAGCUCCUCGCCGGCAUUUUACUUUAACAGGCUUUUAACUGUGUUAUUUUAAAAAUAAGACCCAUAGAAAUGAGUGGGGGCCAUUCCCACAACGAUUCCCAGAUCGACUCGGGAUCCAGACAUAAUGAUUCUCACAAACACAAAGAUAAAUACAAGGACAAAGAACACAAACACAAGGACCACAAGAAAGACAAAGAACGUGAGAAAUCAAAGUACAGCAACAGCGAACACAGGGACUCCUCGGAUAAAAAGCACCGAGAUAAAGAUAAAGAGAGGCUGAAGCUCAAAGAUGGAUCCUCAGACAAGCAGAAGGACAAACACAAAGAGAAGAAAAAGGAGGAAAGGUCUUUCGAUGGCAAGCCCAAAAAAGAGAAAGAGAAUGGAUUUGAAAGCCCUUUCAUCAAGUCUGAACCUGAGAAUGAUGACUUCUACCACUCUCCUAAACACGAGAAGUCUCUGAAGAGAGAGCGUGAUGAUGACGAUGCCGAGUUUAAGCCCAAAAAAAUUAAAACCGAGGAAAGCGAAAAGAAGGCAAAGAAACGGAAACAGGAAGACGAGGACAUUAAGCCCAAAAAGAAAACAAAAGACAAGAAAGGAGAAGCUGCCACAGAUGGCAAGAAAAAAGGAAAAAAAGAGCCAGAAGAGAAGUGGAAAUGGUGGGAGGAAGAGAGAUACACAGAUGGAGUGAAAUGGAAGUUUUUGGAACACAAAGGACCUGUAUUUGCGCCACCAUAUGAGCCUAUUCCCAGCAAUGUCAAGUUCUAUUAUGACGGAAAACACAUGAAACUCAGCCCGGGUGCAGAGGAAGUGGCCACCUUCUUCGCAAAAAUGUUGGACCAUGAGUACACCACUAAGGAUAUUUUUCGGAAAAACUUCUUCAAAGAUUGGAGGAAGGAAAUGACGUCUGAAGAGAAAUCCAAAAUCUCAGAUCUGAACAAGUGUGACUUCUCUGAAAUGAGUGAAUAUUUCAAAGCUCAAUCUGAAGCCAGGAAGGCCAUGACUAAAGAAGAGAAACAAAAAAUUAAAGAGGAGAAUGAGCGCAUGCUGCAGGAGUAUGGCUUCUGUGUCAUGGACAAUCACAAAGAGCGCAUUGCUAACUUCCGUAUUGAGCCUCCAGGCUUGUUCCGUGGCAGAGGUGACCAUCCGAAAAUGGGCAUGCUGAAGCGCCGUAUCCGUCCUGAGGACAUUAUCAUUAACUGCAGCAAGGAUUCAAAGCAUCCUAAACCACCACCUGGGACAAAGUGGAAGGAGGUGCGUCAUGACAACAAGGUGACGUGGCUGGUGUCCUGGACUGAGAAUAUCCAAGGCUCUAUCAAAUACAUCAUGUUGAACCCCAGUUCAAGGAUCAAGGGAGAGAAGGAUUGGCAGAAAUAUGAAACGGCCCGUCGGUUGAAAAAAUGUGUGGAUCGGAUCCGUGCGCAAUACCGUGAGGACUGGAAAUCAAAAGAGAUGAGGAUCAGACAGCGCGCUGUUGCUCUUUACUUCAUUGACAAGCUGGCUCUAAGAGCAGGUAAUGAAAAGGAGGAAGGAGAGACGGCUGACACAGUGGGCUGCUGCUCACUUAGAGUGGAGCAUCUAACUCUCCAUCAAGAGAUGGACGGCCAGGAGUAUGUGGUGGAGUUCGACUUCCUUGGUAAAGACUCCAUUAGAUACUACAACAAAGUCCCCGUAGAGAAGAGGGUUUUCAAAAAUCUUCAGCUGUUCAUGGAGGACAAGGAGCCGGAGGAUGACCUCUUCGACCGUCUCAAUACCUCCAUUUUGAACAAGCAUCUUCAGGAGCUGAUGGAUGGACUUACGGCUAAAGUGUUCCGUACUUACAACGCCUCCAUCACACUACAGCAGCAGCUGAAUGAACUCACAACCUCUGAAGACAAUGUUCCUGCAAAGAUCCUUUCCUACAAUCGUGCUAACCGAGCAGUAGCCAUCUUGUGUAACCACCAGAGGGCACCACCCAAGACGUUUGAGAAGUCCAUGCUAAAUCUUCAGACAAAGAUUGAUGCAAAGAAGGAACAGCUUGCCGAUGCUAAAAGAGAACUGAAGAGUGCCAAGGCUGACGCCAAAGUACGCAGAGAUGAGAAAUCCAAGAAGGCCGUGGAGUCCAAGAAGAAAGCCGUGCAGAGGAUCGAGGAGCAGCUGAUGAAGCUGGAGGUACAGGCCACCGACCGGGAGGAGAACAAGCAGAUCGCCCUGGGUACCUCCAAGCUCAACUACCUGGACCCACGUAUCUCAGUAGCCUGGUGCAAGAAGUUUGGCGUCCCGAUAGAGAAGAUCUACAACAAAACUCAGCGUGAGAAAUUUGCCUGGGCUAUCGACAUGGCUGAGAAAGACUAUGAAUUUUAAACCCUCUUUGCAAUUUUACUUCUCCCUCCACCCCAUCUUUUAUUUUAUUUUUUUUAAUUUUAAUUUUUAAUAGAUACUUUUAGUCUAAGUGAUUUCCAGCAGGUUAUGAACCUGGCAAGGGAAAAGAUGUGAAGCAAGCAUAGUGUCGAGGAGGCCUGAAUGUCAUGAUUUGGGUGACUGAUUUUUAUUUUUUUUAGGCUAUGACCUGUAAUCUUGUAGGUUUUAUUGGGUCGGUCUUUUAAGAAUGAAGUAUGGACGGCCUGUGCGUGAGGUUGCAUGGUCUUUAAGCCAGGAACUGGAGAAUCAGUGGCUUGACCUUUUGAACACUUUUACUGUCUCACUCCCCUCCCAUCUCUGGAAAAAGGGGCCCAAGGAUGUCUGAAAGCUAUGAACUUACAUGGUCCUACAGCUACUGUAUUCAACUACGACUUGCUUUGUGGAUCGUUUCAUUUUUAGUUUUGCUGUAUUUUUAGCCCUCCUGUAUUAAUAAUGAAUUCUAUAUUUUAAUAGAAGAUUAAAACAAAAAUCAAAGAAUUGCUUAAAGUACACCCAUACGCCUUUUUAGGAGAAGAAAUGUGUACACCAGGUGUGAUAUUUUAUGGGAAAUAUGACCAUGAAAAGCUGUGUGUUUGAGUGAGUGUUACAUGAACUGUUCACUUUUAAACUGGAGUUCUUGUGUAAACUAUGUCCAGACCACAAAGUAGGAUGCUUGGAUGAGCUGCAGGGGACUACAGCUUCAACUAUAUUUCCUUAAACAUGCAGAAUGUGAAUUUCGUUUUUGUUACAGCAUAUAUAUAUAUCAGGGUUUUGUUUCCAGUGUAAAUGUGAACCAAUUUCUUUUUUUGUGCCCCUCUUUUUGUCUCCAGUAUCCUACAGAUUGUGUCUUCAUGGCUUUGAGUCUCCAUCUGGAUUUAACUUAAUGUGUAAUGACUGUUUCCAUAAGAUUAAAAAAAAAAAAGAAAAGAAAAAAGAAACUCCUGUAUCUGUUACUUGAAAAUAUCACUAUUAGGAUGUAUUAUUUCAGGGUAUGGCAAAAGGGUUUUUAUUUCUGAAGGGUAUGAGAGGGAAAUCAACAUUGCCAAAAACAAAGUCUGUGUUAUAAUUUUUAAGCAGUUUAUUUUUUAUUUUUUUGUAAUUGUAUCAAGGUUUAAGGAUAGACUUGUUUUAAUAUGGACUUUAACAAUCUUCAUUUUGUUUUUUUCCACUCCAGUCUGGAAAGAAUUUUUGUCAGUGGCAGCCAUGUAACCUUUUCCAACUUACCGAGCUCAUGCCAUAACCUCUGAUUUUUCUUUUUUUUUUCUUUUCUUCUUUUGCUCAAUUGUAGGUUAUUUAAAAAUAAAACCCUACAACUUAA